AUGGUUUCUGCAGACCAGUACACGUUUCGCAAGCCCCUCAAGCAAUCUGGUGUGCUCGAGCAAUUCAAGUACGAGGAUACCACUCCCACCAUUGGACGAGAAUUCCUGAAUGUCAACAUUGUUGAUGACUUAUUGAAUGCACCCAACGCAGAUGAGCUUGUUCGAGACCUUGCCAUCACUAUCUCGGAGCGUGGAGUUGUCUUCUUCCGUAAGCAAGACAAUCUCACAAACGCCUUGCAGAAGCAAUUGAACCAUAAGCUUGGUCAACUGUCCGGCAAGCCUGCGACAUCAACUCUGCAUAUCCAUCCCAUUCUCAACAACAGCAGCGAAUUUGGUGUCGACGAUGCUGAGAUCAGUACCAUCAGUUCAUUGCAAAGAAAAUCUCUCUUCAGAGAGAACGAUACACGUAACAAGCGCCGCUAUGAUGCUGCUCAGUGGCAUUCGGACAUCCAGUUCGAGCCUGUACCAGCCGACUACACCUCGCUACGUCUGACCCAGCUCCCAAAGUCUGGCGGUGACACUAUCUGGGCAUCUGGAUACGAAAUCUACGAUCGCUUUUCGCCAGCCUACCAGAAAUUCUUCGAAGGUCUGACAGCCACAUUCUCUGGUGAUGGAUUCAUCAAGGCCGCUGCUGCCAACCCAGACAAGGUCAAGAUUUACGAGAAAGAGCGCGGUAGUCCGUUGAAUGUGGGAAAAGAGCUUACAGCCGUGCACCCGGUCGUCAGAACAAACCCUGUCACUGGUUGGAAGAGCAUUUUUGCCCUCGGUCCCUUCCCGAAAUUCAUCAACGAAUUGAACGCAGACGAAUCGGAAGAACUGCUGAAGAAGUUCCGUGCCACCAUCACGGAGAACCAUGAUCUCCAGGUUCGCUUCAAGUGGAGAAACGAGAAUGACAUUGGUGAGCACCCAUUUCCGGUCAUCUUUGCUUUCCACAGUGCCACUUUCGAUUACGAAGGACUGGGUGAGAGAUUCGGUAACCGUGCUGUCGGUAUCGGCGAGGUACCUUAUCUGGACCCAAACAGUCAAUCAAGGACGGAAGCUCUAGCCAAAGCACAGCAGGAAAAAGAGACAGUGUUUGAAGGAAAGACUGAGAAGUCGGAGACUUUGUCUGCCUAA
Molecule: messenger RNA, 1116 nt
Organism: Aureobasidium uvarum
Lineage: Eukaryota; Fungi; Ascomycota; Dothideomycetes; Dothideales; Saccotheciaceae
Source: the annotation of a GenBank genome assembly